Molecule: messenger RNA, 1198 nt
Organism: Anopheles coustani
Lineage: Eukaryota; Metazoa; Arthropoda; Insecta; Diptera; Culicidae
Gene: RpIIIC53
Product: DNA-directed RNA polymerase III subunit RPC4
Exons: 4
Coding region: 80-1156 (358 amino acids)
Biological process (GO): transcription by RNA polymerase III
Cellular component (GO): RNA polymerase III complex
Molecular function (GO): DNA binding
Source: RefSeq, a predicted model, not a curated record
UCUCAGUUGGAAUCUGAAUAACUAAAGAGGAUUUUUAUACUUGCCAGCAAGGACAUCGAAAGAAAAGGUUCGAUUCAAGAUGGAGCCCCCAACCCGCAUCAAACAGGAACCCGGAAUCAAAACGGAUUACAUGGUAAACACGAACAGUAUAAUCCCCAACACUGCGGGAUCGAUGGACGUAGCUGUGAAAACGGAGCGACUGCAAUCCUUCCGAAUGCCUCGGGACCUUACGCUUACCAAUGGACGUGCGACGAAACCUCCGGCAAACAAAAAGGUGUACACGCCCAAUUUAAAUGCAGUGCGCAACAAAAAUACUGAUGUUAAGACCGCAUCUACCGGCCCUAAGAGCAGAGUCAAGACUGAUCGUAGUAAAAACGAUAAGGACUUAAAAAACCGAAAAGCUUCCCUCAUCCAAACAUCAGGAAUCUUUUCGGAUGGUUUAGCACAACGAGCACCGACUCGGGCAUCGAAAUAUGACCGAUCAGGUUCUUCCAAAGAACCGGGCGAAUCGAUUAGGAAGCCUGUAUUUGCCAGGACGGAAACUAAAAUGGAUUGGGAAGAUGAGAAGAAAAGGUUGAAACAUUUGUACGACGAUGAGGAGGAUGAUGUCGCUGAUAUCGAUAGAAAAAUGGAGAUUGGUUUGAAAUUACCAGUCAAGCUUGAAAGUGAUGAUUACAAAGCCAAACCGGAAGUUAAAACUGAAAUCAUUGAUGACGCGAGACUAGAUCCAUUUACUUUGGCCGAGUCACUGGUAUCGAACCCGGCAUCAAACAACAUAUUUCUUCUGCAACUACCGGAUGCAUUGCCUGGGAAGUGCGAUAGCGGGGAGAAGCAAACGGUAAACGGGCACGAAAUCAAAACAGAAGCACCACAAGCGGCUACCACCGAAGAAGCUCCACAGUACUGUACGGUGCGUGAUCUUGACGAAGGUUGUGUUGGUAAAAUUAUACGUUAUCGGUCAGGAAAGGUGAAACUUAUGCUAGGGAAAAUACUGUUUGAUAUCAGUCUUGGAAUGGACACGGGAUUUCUGCAGGAAUUGGUUUCGAUCAACGUUAAUCAAACAGAACGCAGCGGAAACAUAAUUAACAUCAGUACCAUUAAAGCUAAGCUGAAUGCAUCCCCGGAUUGGGAAUAUUUAUUUAAGAACUCUACGUGAAAUACAACAUUCUAAAUGCAGCCUCAGUAGGGUUGAAUAUUA